AUGGGAGGUGAGGUGCACAUGGGAGCCCCUGUCAACCCUGUGGCCGCCCCUGCCACCCCUGUGGCCGCAUCUGCCACCACUGUGGCUGCACCUGCCACCCCUGUGGCCGCCCCUGCCACCCAUGUGGCCGCACCUGCCACCGCUAUGGCUGCCCCUGCCACCACUGUGGCCGCACCUUCCACCCCUGUGGCCGCACCUGCCAAUGCUGUGGCUGCCCCUGCCACCACUGUGGCCGUACUUGCUACCCCUGUGGCCGCACCUGUGGCCGUAACAGUUUACUCCUGUGGCCGCAACAUUUUACUCGUGUGGCCGCACCUGUUACUCUGUGGCCGCACCUGUAACUCCUAUGGCCGCCACAUGUUACCCCUAUGA
This is a messenger RNA of Homarus americanus (American lobster), 372 nucleotides long. RefSeq names its product merozoite surface protein CMZ-8-like. Lineage: Eukaryota; Metazoa; Arthropoda; Malacostraca; Decapoda; Nephropidae. The record is from RefSeq and is a predicted model, not a curated record. Bases 1 to 372 code for a protein of 123 amino acids. The transcript is spliced from 2 exons.